This is a messenger RNA of Effrenium voratum, 993 nucleotides long. Lineage: Eukaryota; Dinophyceae; Suessiales; Symbiodiniaceae. The record is from the annotation of a GenBank genome assembly.
AUGCUGGUCUUCUCGAAGGUUUUCUACGUGGUGACUCCCUUCCUUUGCCGCUUGGACUUGUCGUACAACCUGCUGGGCGAUGAGGGUGCCAAGCAGCUGGCCUCCUUGAUGGGUCCUGGUCCGCGUGCCUCCGCCCUCAGCUCUCUGCAGCUCCGCUCCAAUGACAUCGGCCCGGAGGGUGCUGAGGCGCUCUGUGGUGCGCUCAGGAAUACUCGAUCCCUGCGGCGUUUCGACAUCUCCAUGAACCCGCUUGGAAAGGAGGGUGGCCUCCUGGUGGUGUCUUUGCUCCAGAAAUCGCCCGAGCUACUCGAGCUCCUGAUGGGGGACACCAAAUCGGACAUUGAUGAUGUCCUUGUCGCCCUGGCAGCGGUUCUGAGAAGACACCCCUCGCAGCUGAAGGUGUUGGACGUUCAGAACCCGCGCAUUUUCACCCUGCAGGAAGACCACACAGUGCACCUGGGGAAAAUGCUGCGGAACAACACCACCAUCACUGAGCUCUACCUUGGGAAGCAAAGGAUGCGAGAUGACGGCGCUCGGCAGCUCGUGGACUUUUUGCUGGAGAACAAGGUGCUCCGCGUUCUCGAUCUUAGGUGCAAUGAGCUCGGCGCAGAAGCUGCGUACAGCCUGGGAACGCUUCUGGCGCAUGGUAGCGAACUGGUUUCCUUGAAUCUCUCCUGCAAUCGUAUCGGAGAGAAGGACAACGUAGAGGGCGCCAGAGCGAUUGCAGAGGGCCUUACCCACAACAGCAAGCUGCAGCACUUGGAUCUUAACCACAAUGAGCUUUGCUGCCAGGCCCUGAGUUUGUUGGGAGACUCGCUGCAGAAGAGCAACCUGGACUCUUUGCGCCUCUUCCACAACCACUGGGACCAACCUUCCUCCUACCUCUUCCACACCAUCCUCAACAGUCGCAUGAGAAGGCAGCAAUUGAAGGCCGAUUUUACCACCAGUGAGGUCGACCAGCACAUCCACAUUUGCAAAGUUGAGGUCAAGUGA